GUUUUGUAAUGGUACGGGUGUUUGUCUUUUGAUCACGUGCGGUUUUCCUUUUUUUUUUUUUUGUUUUUUUUCACUUUUUGUUCACUGAAAUUGAAAGUAUCGACGAAAACAGUUUACACUAUCCAUAUCCUUGACAUUGACCAUGCCUAAGAAUACAUUGUAUGUCACUGGUUUUUCCAAAGAGUCCAAGGCAGCCGACUUGGCUCCGGACUUCGAAAAGUAUGGUGAUCUUGUAAGAUUAGAUAUUCCUCCUCCAAGAACUGAUGAUGGUGAAAAAUACGCGUUUGUUGAAUAUAAAAAUGCCGAGGAUUGUGAAAAAGCUUUGGAACUCGAUGGUAAACAGUUACCUUACGCUUUGAAAGAUGGCUUGGUUGUUCAACAAGCUAGAUCUGAUCCCUUCUCGGUGAGAAGAGGGGGGUUCAGAGGCCGUGGUGGCUACGGCUACGCUCCAAGAGGUGGCUACGGUUAUGCCCCUAGAGGUGGCUACGGGGGUUACGGUCCUCCUCCAAGAAGAGGUGGGUAUGGCUCUUAUGGUCCCCCUCCUCCAAGAGGUGGCUACGGCUACGGUGGCUACGGUGGUUAUGCCCCUAGAGGUGGUUAUGGCUAUGCCCCUAGGGGCGAUUAUGGUUACGCUCCAAGAGGUGACUAUGGCCGUGGUGGUUAUGCCUCCAGAGGCGAUCGUGAAUAUCGUUCUGGUCGUGGUGCUCAUUUAAGAGAACCUACCUAUGAUAAUCGUGCAGGUAAUGAUAGAUAUUCUCGUGAAGACUCUUCUUCUCGUGGUCCCAAUGAAGAAUCAAAUGGUGCUGAUGAUCGUGACAGACCUGAAGCCGGUGAUGGCUUCGCUAGAGGCCGUUAUUCUCGUUCUCCUUCAAGAUCUCCUGUUAGAAGAGACAGAUCAAGAUCUCCUGAACGUUAUUAA
Hyphopichia burtonii NRRL Y-1933 is the source of this 919-nucleotide messenger RNA. RefSeq names its product Slr1p (gene SLR1). Gene Ontology annotation, cellular component: cytoplasm; ASAP complex; nucleoplasm. Lineage: Eukaryota; Fungi; Ascomycota; Pichiomycetes; Serinales; Debaryomycetaceae. The coding region runs from base 143 to 919 and encodes 258 amino acids. Gene Ontology annotation, biological process: mRNA splicing, via spliceosome. Gene Ontology annotation, molecular function: RNA binding. The transcript has 2 exons. The record is from RefSeq and is a predicted model, not a curated record.